Molecule: messenger RNA, 366 nt
Organism: Penicilliopsis zonata CBS 506.65
Lineage: Eukaryota; Fungi; Ascomycota; Eurotiomycetes; Eurotiales; Aspergillaceae
Exons: 4
Coding region: 1-366 (121 amino acids)
Cellular component (GO): cytosol
Source: RefSeq, a predicted model, not a curated record
AUGGCAUCCUCCGCAACUCUUCCGACCGACAUUGGGUCCAUCCCCACGCCAGCUCACUGUACCGCAGAUUUUUGCCUGAUCCCGAUUGGCACCGCGUCGCCCUCCGUGUCCGCCCAGAUCGCCGACGUCCAGCGUCUCGUCGAGAAAUCCGGUCUGAAGUAUGUGAUGCACUCGGCCGGAACGACCCUAGAAGGGCCGUGGGACCAAGUCCACCGCGUCAUCGGCCAGGCGCAUACGAUUCUGCAUGCCCAGGGUAUCCUGCGCAUCCAGACAGAUAUCAGGUCUGGCUCAAGGAUCGAUAAGGAGCAGUCCUUUGAAGACAAGGUCGCCAAGGUGCGCCAGAUACUGGCCAAAGAUACAGAGUAA